AUGCUCGCUAAAGUUGCCUUUGCUCUUCUUUCUGUUGCAUCAUCGGUGCUGGCACACGGUAAUCUGCAGGAAAUUGUUGUCGAGAACCCUCCAGCUACCUACAUUCCGUGGUUGCCCUUCCAAGACCCUUACAAGACGCCAUCGCCCGAUCGCGUCGGGCGCAAGAUUCCGGACAAUGGCCCAGUCGAAGAUGUUACUUCUAUCGACAUUCAAUGUAACAAAGGAGCCGUUCCUGCUGCCUUAAUUGCCACAGCUGCCGCAGGUUCCAAUGUUGCACUUAACUGGACCGACUGGCCCACCUCCCACAUUGGCCCUGUGAUCACCUACCUUGCAAAGGCUCCAUCUGACAUCACGAAGUGGAGCCCUGGUACCGACAAAGUGUGGUUCAAAAUUGACGAGGCUGGUCUUGAUAACGGAAAAUGGGCUGGCACCGAUGUUCUCUUGUCCCAGAAUGGUCUCUGGACUGUUAAAAUCCCUCAGAACUUACAGCCCGGCCAAUAUCUUAUGCGUCACGAGAUCAUUGCUCUUCACGGUGCUCAGAACUACCCUGGUGCUCAAUUCUACCCCAGCUGCAUUCAGUUCGAGAUCACUGGUUCUGGUACCGCCAUUCCCAACGAUUCUGACUUGGUCUCUUUCCCUGGUGCAUACUCCCCCACGGAUCCUGGGGUCAAAUACAACCCAUACGCUGGUGCGACCACCUACCCUAUCCCUGGUCCCCCUGUCUGGAACGGAGCUGGCUCAGGUACCGGAAAUGGUGGAUCUGGUUCUCCCGCCUCUUCUGUCGCUGCUCCUUCGUCGACUGCUGCCGCUUCUUCCACUCAAGCAGCUUCAUCCGUCGUUGUUUCAUCCACCGCAGUAGUUUCUAGCACUGAAGCCGCUCCUUCGACUAGUGCUGCUGCUACGGAGACUGCCAGUGCUCCUGUUGAGACCGAGCCUUCUACCAGUGCCCCAGCUGUUACAUCGACUGAUGCCGCUCCCUCUGCAAGCUCAUCCACUGUAGCCCCUGUUUCCUCUCAAGCUCCUGCUCCAUCCAGUGCCGCAGCUCCCAGCACCACUGCAGCCCCAUCGACUCCUACUGGGGGGGCUGGUGCUCUCGCCGCUCUCUACGCGCAGUGUGGAGGUAACAAUUACAACGGCCCCAAGGGCUGCGUUUCUCCUUAUGUUUGCAAGGAGUGGAACGCUUACUAUUCCCAGUGUGUCCAGGCCUAG
Rhizoctonia solani is the source of this 1209-nucleotide messenger RNA. Its product is annotated as glycoside hydrolase family 61 protein. The transcript is spliced from 6 exons. Gene Ontology annotation, molecular function: cellulose binding. Gene Ontology annotation, biological process: carbohydrate metabolic process. The coding region runs from base 1 to 1209 and encodes 402 amino acids. NCBI's taxonomy places the organism in Eukaryota, Fungi, Basidiomycota, Agaricomycetes, Cantharellales, Ceratobasidiaceae. Gene Ontology annotation, cellular component: extracellular region. The record is from RefSeq and is a predicted model, not a curated record.